GUCAGCUUCCAUCAUUUUCAGGAGUUUUUCCUCAUUGUUUUCGAAAUGGCUGAAGAUAUUCUAUAUAAAGCAGAGUACGCUAAAUCUAACAGAUCUUCCUGUAAACUAUGUAAGGUCAAUAUCGGGAAAGAGUCACUUCGUGUGGCGAAAAUGGUCCAGUCGCCGCACUUCGAUGGGAAGGUUCCAAACUGGUUCCACUAUUCCUGCUUCUUCAAGAAAAUAAAACCAGCAUCUGUCAGUGAUAUAGCUGGGGUUGAUUCACUCCGGUGGGAAGACCAAGAAAAGAUUAAAAAUAAUGUUGGUGGAGCAACUAAGAGUGGAGCAGCUUCAUCUUCCACAAACACAACAAAGCUAAAGGAAGAUAAAGAUUUGAUUGCAGAAUAUGCUAAAUCAAGCAGGAGCUCCUGCAAAGGAUGCGAAGAAAAGAUUGAAAAAGGUGAACUUCGUCUUGCUAAAAUGAUGGAGCCUUCAGCGGAAUCCAAUGCACCAAUGGGAAUUGGUCUGAUUCCUCGAUGGCACCAUGUUGACUGUUUCGUAGAAGAAUGUGAGAACUUAGAGGUAGACUCUAGUAUUACAGCAGAAUGCUUUACGGGAUUCAAUAAGCUUGAAAAGACAGAUCAAGAUAUGUUGAAAAAGAAACUUGGAGCUUCGAAAGACAAGAAAAAAUCAUCUGGGAAGGGAAAGAAACGGAAGGUGGAAGAAGAGGAAAAACCACAGAAAAAGCAAAAGACUGCUGAAGAAGAAGCUGAAGAAAAAGCAUUAAAGGAACAAAGUAAAUUGGUAUGGAAGAUAAGAGAUGAAUUAAAUGAUAAUUGCCCUCUUAUGGUUCUGAGACAAAUGCUAGAAGAUAAUGGACUCAGUUCUCAGGGUGGAGAAGCAUCUCUUCUUGAUCGCUGUGCUGAUGGCAUGGCUUUUGGAAGACUUCUUCCCUGUGAGGAAUGCAACAAUGGAACCCUUGUUUACAGACAUGACUGCUAUGGCUGUACAGGCAAUAUGUCAGAAUGGACAAAGUGUAUGUUUGUUACUCAAGACCCUAAAAGAGCAAACUGGGUUAUUUCAAAGGAACUGAAGGAGGAGGUGGAAUACUUGAAAAAAUUCAAAUUUGUCAAGAGAAAAAGACUCUUCCCAAAGGCUUCUGCCUUGGCCUUGGCACAGAAAGCUGAUGGUUCUGAAACAGCUUCAUCGAAUUCAGCUCCUCCUGAUAAACCUCUAUUCAACCAGAAAAUAGCUUUAAUUGGAAAACUCAAGAAGAGCAAGGCAAAUAUUACUGAGGUGAUUGAAAGCCUUGGUGGAAAGGUUGUGGAGAAGGUCAGCAAUAAUGUGAGCUGUUGCAUUAGUUCUGCAGCUGAAGUAAACAAACAAAGCAAAAAGAUGAAAGACGCAGAGUCUGCAAACAUACCUGUUGUGUCAGAAGAAUGUCUUGAUGCUGUUAAAAGUGGUGGCGCCGUGUUAAAGAUAUCACAGCACAGCAUUGCACCCUGGGGUAACAACAAGGGAGUCAGUACAGUUGAUGGACCUCCUCCUUCACUCAAGAAAAAGUCGUCAAGCUCUCAUUUCCCAGCAGGUGAUAUAGAAAAGAAGAUUAAGUUAUCAGUGAAAGGAGGAGCUGCAGUUGACCCAGAAUCAGGUAAAGAGGACUCCUGUCACGUGCUUCAAGUCAAAGGAGACAUCUACAAUGCCAUAUUAGGACUAGUAGACAUCGUGAGGGGAACCAACUCCUACUACAAGCUUCAAAUCCUUGAGAAAGAUCAUGGACCAAAGUGCUAUUUAUUUCGUUCUUGGGGACGCGUAGGUACAUCUAUUGGAGGGAACAAGCUAGAGAGUUUUUCACGUGGUGAAGCGAUUUCAAGAUUUUGUGAACUUUAUGAAGAGAAGACAGGGAACAGUUGGCAUAACCGAAAGUCUUUUGUGAAACAUCCAAAUCGAUUCUUUCCUCUUGAGAUUGACUAUGGACAGGAUGAAGAAGAAUUGAAGAAACACUCAAUCGCUGCAGGAAGCCAGAGCAAACUACACCUUAGAGUACAGGAACUCAUUAAGAUGAUUUUUGAUGUGGAAUCCAUGAAGAAAGCUAUGGUCGAGUUCGAGAUUGAUUUGAAGAAGAUGCCACUUGGAAAACUGACAAGACGACAAAUCGAACGAGCCUACACUACACUGGGUGAAGCACAAAAGAUCAUAUCAGAAGGUGGCAAUCGAAAUGCUCUGCUCGACGCAUCAAAUCGAUUCUAUACGUUGAUACCUCAUGACUUUGGCAUGAAAAAUCCUCCAAUGCUGGACAACAUGGACCUUAUAAAUUCUAAGGUGAGCAUGUUGGACAACCUUUUGGAAAUUGAAGUGGCUUACAGUCUUCUCAAAAGCGGUGGAGAUGAUGCUAAAGAUCCUAUUGAUGUGAACUACGAGAAAUUGAAGACCAACCUAGAUGUUUUGGAACAUUCGAGCCCAGAGUUUGUGAUGAUUCAAGAAUACGUCAAGAAUACGCAUGCUGCUACUCAUCAACAGUAUGAACUCAACGUUCUUGAUAUCUUUAAAGUUGACCGACACGGAGAAGCAUCACGAUACAAGCCUUUCAAGGAACUUCACAACCGUCAACUGCUCUGGCAUGGAUCUUCUGUCACCAACUAUGCGGGUAUCUUGUCACAGGGGCUUCGUAUUGCACCUCCUGAGGCUCCAGUGACUGGCUACAUGUUUGGUAAAGGUGUCUACUUUGCAGAUAUGGUGUCAAAGUCUGCCAACUACUGCAGAACAACACCAACCAACAAUGUUGGCUUGUUAAUGCUUUGUGAAGUAGCUCUUGGAAAUAUGCAUGAAUUGAAGGCAGCUAACUUCGUCACUAAACCACCCAAAGGAAAACACAGUGUAAAAGGUUUGGGCCGUACAGCACCUGAUUGCAAAGGCCACAACGUUCUAGAAGACGGUACUAUUGUACCAAUGGGGAAAGGUGUGGAGAGUAACGUCAAGGACACUAGCUUGCUAUACAAUGAAUACAUUGUAUAUGACGUAUCUCAAAUCAAUAUCAAGUAUUUACUGAAGUUAGAAUUCAAGUACAAAUAUGGAUGGUAGUCGCGUCAUUUCCCUGUGCAAAGAAAAUGCCUGGUAACAGUCGCAUAUGUGAGGACAAACCAUAGACUUUGACGUGUAUGCAAUUUGUUUUGGUUUCAUUCGUAGGUCAGUCGUCAAUGUCUGCGAAAAAAAUAGCUUUUACAUCAUAAGAGAGGAAAGGUAUUUUUUACAUUCCGGUGUUAGGCAUAAGUUGUGUUUAUGCACACAUGAAAUGCUACAGUAUUGCAUCAGUUGUUUUGUUUCUCUAAUCAGUAGAGUGGUUUUAUCUUACCAGUGAAAAAAUAGUACGCACAAAAGUUAGUAGUAGACUCUAAAACCAUUGUUUUCUUUGUAUGGUGGUUUUGUAUCAACUAGUAGUAACUAAAAUAGUCAUUUUUCUUUCACGGUUUAAUGAAAUAACUCUACCUUUUUAUUGUUACUGUUUAUAUAACCCAUUAAUAGCACUAAGUGCAUUUACGCACACGUUAUUAGGGGACAACCAUAACAUGGUGCACUUUUACCUUUAAGACAUCCCAUGAUGCAUCACGGGAAUGUCUGUCAAUUUCCGGGCAUUAGACCUAUGGUGACCAGUUUGCAUCUACAUGCGAUACCUUACCUCCCCACCCCCCACGAGUUUAGACUUCUAUCUGAGGUCAUAAGUACAUAGUAUUAAAUCGGGCGCCAAAGAGGGGCGUAAGAUCUUAAUGCAUGCAGCGAGACUUCGCUAAAGCUCUUCAAAUCGAGCGUACUUCUUACGCUACAAAAUGUAAACCUUAGAUUUCAAUUCAUGGUUUUAGAUCGUAAUAAAACUCAAAAUAAAUAUCUCGAUAAGCUUCCCCCACUUGGGCAAGUUCUAGACUGUAACGCGAGGUGUCAAUUUGAACCGGAGGCCCCAAGAGCACGAUAAGAGCUAUCUCAAUAGACUAGUAAGUGAUACUCUGUCCCCGUCUGUUGGCAAUCCUUGGUUUGAAUACUUAGUCUAAGACGUAAGUAUUUUACUCGGUAUCAAAGAAGUCAGACAUAGCUUCUAGUGCUCUUGGUGGUGUUUGCAGAGGGAUUACAAACCCAGACGAGACGUCAACAGCAUUUCUGAAACACGACAUCCAAAAUGUUAUCAAGAUUGACCCUUUUCGAAAAUAAACAUGUGAAGUGCAUGC
This is a messenger RNA of Actinia tenebrosa (Australian red waratah sea anemone), 4193 nucleotides long. Its product is annotated as poly [ADP-ribose] polymerase 1. Gene Ontology annotation, cellular component: nucleus; nucleolus. Lineage: Eukaryota; Metazoa; Cnidaria; Anthozoa; Actiniaria; Actiniidae. Gene Ontology annotation, molecular function: DNA binding; zinc ion binding; NAD binding. Gene Ontology annotation, biological process: protein poly-ADP-ribosylation; double-strand break repair. The record is from RefSeq and is a predicted model, not a curated record.